AUCCGCACUCCUUGUGGGCCUUUGGACAUGGCGCCCCCGACCCGGCUCCAGGUCCCGCGUCCCGGGACCGCUGUUCCUUAUACGGUGCUGCUCGGCUGGUUGCUUGCCCAGGUGGCCCGCGCCGCAGACACUACAGGUAGAGCAUAUAAUCUAACUUGGAAGUCAACGAAUUUCAAGACAAUUCUGGAGUGGGAACCCAAAUCCAUCGAUCAUGUCUACACAGUUCAGAUAAGCACUAGGCUAGAAAACUGGAAGAGCAAAUGUUUCUUAACCGCGGAGACGGAGUGCGACCUCACCGAUGAGGUCGUGAAGGACGUGGGGCAGACGUACAUGGCGCGGGUCCUCUCCUACCCGGCAAGGAACGGAAACACCACGGGGUUCCCCGAGGAGCCUCCCUUUAGAAACUCCCCGGAGUUCACGCCGUACCUGGACACAAACCUCGGCCAGCCAACAAUUCAGAGCUUUGAACAAGUUGGGACAAAACUGAAUGUGACAGUCCAGGAUGCACGCACGCUGGUCAGAAGGAAUGGGACAUUCCUAAGUCUCCGGGCUGUGUUUGGCAAGGACUUGAAUUACACGCUUUAUUACUGGAGAGCUUCGAGCACAGGAAAGAAAACAGCCACGACAAACACUAAUGAGUUUUUGAUCGACGUGGAUAAAGGAGAAAACUACUGUUUCAGUGUCCAAGCAGUGAUUCCCUCUCGGAAAAGGAAGCAGAGGAGCCCCGAGAGCCUCACGGAGUGCACCAGCCGCGAGCAGGGCAGGGCCAGGGAGAUGUUCUUCAUCAUUGGAGCAGUGGUGGUCGUGGCCCUCUUGAUCAUCGUCCUGUCUGUGACCGUGUACAAGUGCAGAAAGGCGAGGGCGGGGCCCAGCGGGAAGGAGAGCUCCCCCCUGAACAUCGCCUGAAGGGAGCGCCGCGGGGCGUGCCGGCUGCUGCCAAUGCUGUGUUGCACUGUGACCAGGAGAACAGGAGAUAGGGGGAUGCAAAUGAGAAUUUGGGAGCAUAAAGACCCAUGGAUUCAAAAAAGCUCUUCCCGUGACCUGCUAUUGUAAGCAGCACGGUGGCUCAGACAUCAGCACGGUCACUCGGGAGUGGAAUGAGCGGUACAGCCAAUCCCAGCUUGUUUCCGUGACUGUAACACUACGGUGCCUUUUGCACGUCUCCUGCCUGCUGUGGUGCGGGCCGCGCCAGGUGUGGUGCACCUGCUGUGGUGCAAAGCCAGGGCAGCCGAGAACAAGCCAAGAACAGGGCCUUAAAGUAGCCUGGGUGGGCUUUGGGAGAACUCUUGAAAAGCUGACUUCAGGUGAUGUGGGAACGAGAAAUGGCAAUCGGGGCCUAUUUUCUGGGGUUUUUCUGAACUCUGUCAUCUCGUGUGUUGGUGUUGGUGUUUUUUCUUUUCUUGGUGGAGUAUUUCGAGAAUUCAAGACAACUGGCAAACUUUUAUAUCCAUGUGUGGAGUACAGGAGACUUUUAUUUUGGGCAUCUUCCCAAAGUAUACAUUACAGUUUAGCACUUUAACUGACAUAGUAAUGUUGAAUUAAACAUUCGACAGCUAACUAUAUUUUUUAUAAGACUGCUACAUAAACUACCUAGAGUUUAUGAUUUAAGGUACUUAAAACUUCUAUGGCCAAUAUUGUAUGUAUUUAUGUAAUUUUUAAAAAAGGUUUGUAUAUGGGAAUAUUCUAUUUAUAUAGAUUCUGUUUAUAUAUAGAGAUAAUUUAUUUAAUAUACUUUUAUAUAAAUAAAGGUGAU
Molecule: messenger RNA, 1753 nt
Organism: Oryctolagus cuniculus (rabbit)
Lineage: Eukaryota; Metazoa; Chordata; Mammalia; Lagomorpha; Leporidae
Gene: F3
Product: coagulation factor III, tissue factor
Biological process (GO): cytokine-mediated signaling pathway; blood coagulation
Cellular component (GO): plasma membrane
Molecular function (GO): cytokine receptor activity; protein binding
Source: RefSeq, marked provisional